UUCUCUGUUGACUGCGACACAUAUCUGAGGAUGCGUUCUCUGCAUGUGUUUGUCUGUCUGCUGGGGCUUGUUGUCCUCUGUCACUCUAAAUGCUUCUUCAAGGAGUUAGUGGUCAAAGAUGAGAAAAACCCUCCAAAAGGGUGUGUGGAUGAGGAUGGAAAACAGCAUGGCUUUGGCUCUAAAUGGGUGAGAGACUGCAUGGACUGCUCUUGUACAAGCGAAGGUUUGAGCUGCUGUGGCAAGAUCCCCGAUGCAGGCACGGUAGAUGUCCCUGAGGAGUGUGAGCUGGUUGUGGAUAAGGAGACCUGCACUGUUAAGGUGGUGAUGAAGUCUGACAAAGCAAAAGAGUGUAAACCUGUCUGA
Messenger RNA from Archocentrus centrarchus (flier cichlid), 363 nucleotides. RefSeq names its product microseminoprotein beta (gene msmb). The coding region runs from base 31 to 363 and encodes 110 amino acids. Lineage: Eukaryota; Metazoa; Chordata; Actinopteri; Cichliformes; Cichlidae. The record is from RefSeq and is a predicted model, not a curated record. The transcript is spliced from 4 exons.